Messenger RNA from Pieris napi, 1483 nucleotides. RefSeq lists its product as uncharacterized. The coding region runs from base 130 to 798 and encodes 222 amino acids. The record is from RefSeq and is a predicted model, not a curated record. Gene Ontology annotation, biological process: regulation of tube size, open tracheal system; septate junction assembly. Gene Ontology annotation, cellular component: septate junction; membrane. The transcript has 6 exons. NCBI's taxonomy places the organism in Eukaryota, Metazoa, Arthropoda, Insecta, Lepidoptera, Pieridae.
UUUCUCCUUUCAAAUUGUCCUUUAGUCUAUACUUUGUGUUUGUUGUUACUUGUGUAACGCGUUGACUCCACCCAAGUUCUAAAGCAAGUUAUAACGUUUAUUUAAAGCGUUUUUUUUUACAAAUAAGAGAUGAAGCAACGAAGUUUAGCGGGUAACUGUGGCAUUGCAGUGUUUGUCAUUGCCCUUGUGACUGUGGCAUUGGCAUUCGGUACGCCGAAUUGGCUAGUCAGCGACUCUAGGAUACGAGGUGCUAAAAUGGAACGCCUUGGUCUUUGGAGUCACUGCUUCAGAUCAUUACCUGAUCCCUUGGACCAAUACCAAAGACGAUUCUUUGUUGGAUGUCGGUGGGUUUACGACCCAUUCACGACAGGAUACGACAAAAUACGCGGCUAUUUGCUUCCAGCAUUCAUGAUAGCAACCCAGUUCUUCUUCACCAUAUGCCUCAUCGGUGUUCUGAUAUCAAUGAUAUUGGUUUUAAUAUUCUUCCUCUGCUGCGGACCGGAGCAGGGCCGAUAUGAAUUACUGAUCAAGAGUAUAGGAUGUAUUAUGUUAACUGCAGGAAUAAGUGGAUGUAUAGCAGUCAUUGUUUUCGCCUGUACGGGGAACACUGAUGGAUGGAUGCCGGAUCACGCGAAUAAUUAUUUAGGUUGGUCAUUCGGUUUGGGAGUAGUAGGAGCUGUUGCAUGUUUAAUAACAGGUGCAUUAUUCCUGACGGAGGCAAACAUACAGAUUAGGAAGAGAAGGAGAUUUAAGGAGUCCCAAGCACGAUUCGAGUUGGAGGAGGAGUCGAAAGCAUAGUGCCUUUAUUAUGUAAGGAAAAUUUAGUGUCUACUAAUCCGGCCAAUUUUUCUUAUAAAAAACGGUCUAAAUGUACUGUUUUAACUAAAGUACAUCUGUCUCUUUUUAUCACAGCGUAAAUACAAUGUGAUAGAAGGGGACGAAAGAGUGCUCUAGUUAUCAGAAUGCAAUUUAGACUUAUCUAGUUAUUACGAACGAAGUAUUUUAUAAUGACCACCAAAACACUUGAUUUUAUAUUAUUAAUCGCCUUCCGCUAUCUCCAUCGACAAAAAUAUUUAGCUAAACGCAAAUCAAUCACUCAGCCCGCCAUUUUGCAAACAGAAAUACGCGCGCAAAUUUAACUUCACAUGUCAAAUGUUUUAGAACUUGACAGGUGACAGCAUUGUCUAUUACAUAAUGUUCAGUUAAUAUUAUUAUAUCAUACAUAGACAUUUAUAAGGUAGCUAGUCCCAUAGUGCCAGAGUGCGAAUCAAUAUUGUUUAAAUAACAAAAGUGUAUCAUAUAUUUUAUACACUACGUAAUAUUAUAUUAAUAUCCCUGAGUAACAUAGACUAUAUCUAAUAUCUAUGUAAUAAAAGGGUGCGUUUACUUAUGUACGCGCGUAAGAAGUUAUACUUCUUUGGCAUUAUUAAAAAUAGUUUUUGAUUGCAUGCAAAUAAUUAAUUACAAUUAAAUAAUCAAAGAC